Molecule: messenger RNA, 1074 nt
Organism: Rhagoletis zephyria (snowberry fruit fly)
Lineage: Eukaryota; Metazoa; Arthropoda; Insecta; Diptera; Tephritidae
Biological process (GO): DNA integration
Molecular function (GO): nucleic acid binding
Source: RefSeq, a predicted model, not a curated record
UUAUACACACGUGGGCAUAGUCAAAAUGAAGCAGCUUGCAAGAAAAUACUGUUUUUGGAAGGGCAUUUCCACUGAUAUAGAGCGAAUAGUAAAAUCAUGUCCUAGUUGUGCGGAAGUGAGGAAAAGCCCUCCGAAAGUUGUAACCCAUCAUUGGGAAGAGCCGAUCGAAAAUUUUCAAAGAGUCCAUAUUGAUUACGCAGGGCCAUUUCAAAAUUACUAUUUUUUCGUACUAGUAGAUGCAAAAUCUAAAUGGCCGGAGAUCCGUAUAAUAAGAGAUGCCCCAACUUCUGAAAAGCCAAUAGAUUUAUUACAAGAUAUUUGUGCAACACACGGAUUACCACAAACAAUUGUAUCGGACAACGCAACAAUAUUCCAAAGUGCAAUGUUUAGAAAAUUUUGUUGCGAAAACGGAAUUAUCCAAAAGUUUAUAGCCCCUGGACAUCCAGCAACUAACGGAUUGGCUGAGAGAUACGUCCAAAUUUUGAAAAAGAAGCUAAAAGCGAAUGAUGAUGAAAACGUACCUUUAAAUAUUAAAUUACGAGAAAUCCUUUUUCGCUAUAGGGCAACCCCAUUGGCAAAUGGUCAAAGCCCAGCUCGAAUGUACCUGGGACGUGACCUGAGAAUUAAAUUGGACGCUAUGCGGCCAGUAAAGCAAUUGAAAUCUGCAGUACCUAAUUCCCGAGUUCGACACCUAAGCGUAGGCGAUAGAGUACAAGUGCGGUGGUUUCAGAGGAAUAAACCUGGUUGGAAAUUUGGUGUGGUGAAACGCAAGUUUGGACAUCUUCAUUAUCAAGUAAAACUAGAUGACGGGUAUGAAUUGAAACGUCACAUAAACCAAUUGUACAAAUCUGGUAUUGAUCCACCGAAGAAGACUGUAACGCUUGCGGAACCACCCGUACAACGAAGAUCAAAAAGAGAUGAAAUUCACAUUGAACAUACAGUAACCACUCCGGCUACGCGACCAGCGUCAAUCUCACAACCUACACCAUUAUCAACGCCAGACGAUCCCGUAAGAAGAUCGAGUAGGAUCAGAAGGCCUCCUACACACUUGCAGGACCAUGUUCGCUAUUAAGC